Messenger RNA from Talpa occidentalis (Iberian mole), 1215 nucleotides. It is a transcript of the gene RIPPLY3, whose product is annotated as ripply transcriptional repressor 3. The transcript is spliced from 4 exons. Lineage: Eukaryota; Metazoa; Chordata; Mammalia; Eulipotyphla; Talpidae. Gene Ontology annotation, biological process: embryonic pattern specification; negative regulation of transcription by RNA polymerase II. The record is from RefSeq and is a predicted model, not a curated record. Gene Ontology annotation, cellular component: nucleus. Bases 1 to 474 code for a protein of 157 amino acids.
AUGAGACCCGAGGCGGCGGCCGGAGCCCGGGGGGCGCGGGGGCGCGCGUGUCCCCGCCCGCGGGACGGGCCCCGAAGGCCAUCGCCGCCGCGCGCGCCCGACAGUUGCAGCCCCACACCUUGGAGACCUUGGAUCCCGACCCCCCGAGAUGCCCAACCGACCAGAACUGGAAGCCGGCAUGAGCCUGGAGCUGACCAGCACACGUCCAGACCCAAGGGGGCCUUUGGCUUUCAGCAUCCUGUAAGACUUUAUUUACCCAUUUCAAAGCGUCAAGAAUACCUGCAGAGCUCGGGGGAGAAGGUCCUGGCGAGCUUCCCGGUGCAAGCGACCAUCCACUUCUACAACGAUGCGUCUGAUUCUGAUGAUGAGGAGGAGCAGGAGGAAGGAACGGAGCAGCCCUCUGACCUUCAGGACCAACAGGCGGAAAGCCGCCCGGGAGGGAAGGGCCAAGACUGGCUGCUAACGCGGGACUGAGACCCACGGGACGUGGGGGCCUGGGCGGUGAGGAUGCGGGCGCUUCCACCGUGCGGCUCCAGGGCUGGCUGGGUCUUGUCACGCCCGUGCACUUGGGCACACGGCCAAGCGCCAACGGCCAUCUCCUCGGCUGUCCAGGGUUCAGGUUGUUUAGCUGCCUCUGGCCACUUUUGCAAGAAAUCAUCGCCUCCCUUUCCUUCCCCUGUGUGCCAGAGCACACCUUUCAGAGAAUUCUAGAAACAAGAGCAGGCUGGCGUCCCACAUGGGAUUGUGAUCAGUUAGAACUAACUUGCACAGGGUCACAGGCCUGAGGUCCCUUCUGUAGCUGCGUCUGCAUUUGUAAAAUACUGAUUAGAUAGUGUCCAAGGGUUGGUGUGGGUGCCUAGGGGUGUCUGGAAAAUUUGUAUUUAUGAGAAAUGAAUAAAACACUCAAUAACUUCCAUAAAUGUUAACAGGAAUAGAAAGAUUGAUUUUUAGGGGCUCGGUCUGCAUAAAAAUGUACACGAUUAUUGUGGGAGUUUCUGUGUCUGAAUAUUUUGCUCUUUAGUUGGGGACUCUUGAACUUGGUACUUGAAUAGGAUAACAGUGUUUUCAAACAAAGUAUCUAAUGUGAAGUUAUUAUGAGUUUUUUCUAUUUUGAUGAUCAAAUACUGUAUUCCUGAAGGGUUUUUUUCUUAACUGUUUUUUACAUGUGUUCCUGUACAUAGUCUAGUGUGUCCAUUUCUACUAGAAAUAAAUAUU